UCCUCACCAUGGGCAGCAAGAUGGCGGCCGCUACCCGGGCGGUGCAGGUAGUCAAGCCACAUACUCCAUUAAUAAAGUUCCCAGACAGAAAAAGUGGUCCCAGACCUAAAAUGCAGGAAUCUCUACAAGCAAGUAUGCCAUCUCUCCAUGCUUCAAAAGCACAGGAAUCUGUAGGAGGCAUAUCACCGGCAUUUCAAAAUAUUUCACGUGUUAGUAGAGUACAAGGCACACCAGACACUUCUGAAUUAACAAGAACUUUACCUCAGAAAUACAGAAGGAGACAAAUGUCAGAUGAAGAGAUUGAAUAUAUUCAACGUGGAGGUCCAGAAUAAAUGUAGAAGAUAGUUACUUGGCCACUGUUGAAGAAUGAGGUAUUAUAUUCACAGUAAAGGCAUUUCCUUAAUAUUAAAAAUUAUUGUAUACUAAUAGCUUUAAUAAAAUCCCAUAUGAUGGGUGAGAAGAUUGACACAACACACAAGAUACUGAUUUGUUUGUAACUGAGAAGGAUUUUAUGUUGAUGGCUAAUAGCAGUUGAAUAUAUAUUAUAUCUGCACCAUUAAAAUAUUUUUCUAAUUAGCCA
Taeniopygia guttata (zebra finch) is the source of this 580-nucleotide messenger RNA. RefSeq names its product mitochondrial ribosomal protein S36 (gene MRPS36). Lineage: Eukaryota; Metazoa; Chordata; Aves; Passeriformes; Estrildidae. The record is from RefSeq and is marked provisional. Gene Ontology annotation, molecular function: oxoglutarate dehydrogenase (succinyl-transferring) activity. Gene Ontology annotation, biological process: 2-oxoglutarate metabolic process. Gene Ontology annotation, cellular component: oxoglutarate dehydrogenase complex.